Aplosporella prunicola CBS 121167 is the source of this 481-nucleotide messenger RNA. RefSeq lists its product as uncharacterized. The transcript has a single exon. The coding region runs from base 1 to 333 and encodes 110 amino acids. The record is from RefSeq and is a predicted model, not a curated record. Lineage: Eukaryota; Fungi; Ascomycota; Dothideomycetes; Botryosphaeriales; Aplosporellaceae.
AUGGCCUCUCGAUCACGUCGAUUUGCGCUAUAUGCCGUCGCGGUCACAGGUUGUGGUGGAUGCUCGGGCGUGAUCAGGCCGCGGAAGUUUGACCUCAUUGGUGGUCUAUCGCCCACCGUACACUACGUCAUGGUUCACAGACCAAUGAGGCAGCUCACAGCCUCCCGUCUUCCCUCCCCUUUACAAAACUGCAUGGUCCAACCAACAUCCUCUAUUCGUGGUACAAUGACGCUCUCUAGGAGAAAUCUCCGGCCCCCUUGGCUCAAUCCAUCCGAGCUACUCCGGCAACAGGCCCAACUUGCUAUGAACCGCAGCGGCUACCAUCUUGCGUAAUUGGCUGCGGUUGUGAGGUGCGAAGACAGCAUCAGUGCUAUAAGACAUGAUGAAAAUAGUCUUUCGAUCUCCUGUAAGAGAAGCAAAAUGGAUGUUUGCUUCGUCAUUCACGUCUCAUGCGUAGAAUUAAUAAUCACGUAGUCUGGCU